Messenger RNA from Paraphaeosphaeria sporulosa, 1559 nucleotides. Its product is annotated as acyl-CoA dehydrogenase family member 11. The transcript is spliced from 2 exons. Lineage: Eukaryota; Fungi; Ascomycota; Dothideomycetes; Pleosporales; Didymosphaeriaceae. Gene Ontology annotation, molecular function: flavin adenine dinucleotide binding; oxidoreductase activity, acting on the CH-CH group of donors. The coding region runs from base 144 to 1505 and encodes 453 amino acids. The record is from RefSeq and is a predicted model, not a curated record.
CCCUCGGCCGCGACAACAUUCACGCCUGCGCGCCCCAUUAGGCAUAGCGGAGCUAUGGGUUCCCCAGAAGAUGGUCGCUCUUGUAGCCUGCGUAUUGAUCAUUUGAACUUACCUCUAGCAACACUCACAGACACAGCAACGACAUGGCCGCCAACAUCCAGAUCGAGGGCAACCCGGCGUUUGCGCGCAUCCCGCCGUGGGUCAAGGCGAAGCUGCGGCCCAUUGCCAUUGAGAAGAUCCAGCAGGUCCAUGACUGGAUCGAACACGAGGUUGUCCCGGCAGAGCGCAUCUACAAGGCGCAGCUGAAGGAGGCGAGGUGGACGACGCCUGCCAUCGUCACCGAGCUGCGCAAAAAGGCCAAAGCCCAGGGCCUGUUCAAUUUGUUCUUGCCCAAUCACUUCGAAGAGAGCCCUGGGUUGACAAACUUGGAGUACUCGUGCUGUGCAGAGAUCAUGGGCAGAGUGUACUGGGGUGCUCAGACACUCAACUGCCAUGCCCCCGAAACCGGCAACAUCGAGCUGCUCGCCAAGUACUGCACGCCCGAGCAGAAGAAGAAGUGGCUGCACCCGCUGAUGAACGGCGACUUCUCGUCGGCAUACAGCAUGACCGAACCCGACCGCGCCUCGUCGGACGCUACGCAAGUGGGCAUCAAGAUGGAGAUCACGGACAAGGAGGUCAUCAUCAACGGCCGCAAGCUGUACGGCAACUGCAAAUACAACGAAGAGAUGCAGAUCUUCAUCCUCAUGGGCUGCUCCGACCCCGACAACAAGAACCCUUGGAACAGACACACAACCCUCGUGGUACCGGCAAACACACCGGGCCUGAAGCAAGUCAGGAAUCUCUCCAUAAUGGGCUACGACUGGGCACCUGAAGGCCACGGCGAAUACCUCUACGAGGACGUGCGGGUGCCGCGAGAGAACAUCAUCCUGGGGCCCGGCCGCGCCUUCGAGAUUGCACAGGGCCGUCUCGGUCCUGGCCGCAUCCACCACUGCAUGCGGCUGAUCGGCCAGGCCGAGCGGGCCUACGAGCUCGCACUGGUGCGAUGCUACGAGCCGCGCAAGAAGCCCCGCGGCAAGUUCAUCGGCGAAUUCGACAGCAACAUCGAGCGCAUCGCCGAGAUGCGCAUGACCAUCGACGCGAUGCGGCUGGUCGUGCUCAACGCAGCGGAUACUAUGGAUCUACAGGGCAACAAGGCUGGGAGGUAUGCAAUCGCGCAGAGCAAGAUCAUGGUCCCGAAUGCGCUGCUCAAGGUCAUCGACGAGGCAAUGCAGAUCUAUGGCGGCCAAGGCCUCACGCAGCAUACACCUCUGCCCGAGAUCUGGACAUACGCUCGGUUUGUCAGAGUCGCCGACGGCCCUGAUUCGGCACAUAGACACCAGGUCGGUAGAGAUCAGAUGAAGACUGCGCAGGGCUUCAGAGAGCGGGCAGAGAAGUACACCGCGCGGUACAAGGAGCUUUGCAAAAAGUGGAAUCUGGAACCUGAGGAGUUCAUCGGCAUUGUGUAAAGCUAGAUAGCGUUUGAAUUACCUUACUUGUACAUACGAUUCUGUAUCUUGCAC